Gregarina niphandrodes is the source of this 1527-nucleotide messenger RNA. Its product is annotated as cyclophilin-like protein. The coding region runs from base 1 to 1527 and encodes 508 amino acids. Gene Ontology annotation, biological process: protein peptidyl-prolyl isomerization. Gene Ontology annotation, molecular function: RNA binding; peptidyl-prolyl cis-trans isomerase activity. Gene Ontology annotation, cellular component: nucleus. NCBI's taxonomy places the organism in Eukaryota, Apicomplexa, Conoidasida, Eugregarinorida, Gregarinidae. The record is from RefSeq and is a predicted model, not a curated record. The transcript has a single exon.
AUGUCUGUGUUACUUGAGACGUCGCUGGGUGACAUCAUUAUCGAUUUGUAUACGGAAGACUGUCCUCUAAGUUGCCUCAACUUCCUGAAAUUAUGCAGAGUGAAGUAUUACAAUGAUUCCAAGAUCCACCGUGUAGAGGAGGACUUUAUCGCUGCCACUGGGUACCAUCGUAAUGCCAAGAUUUACGAAGGUGGCGGUGAGACAAUAUGGGGGCGGAUGAACUAUUGGGGCACAUCUGCCGUCGAUGUGAAAGAUGAGGGAGAUUGGUACGGGAAGGCUCGGCCGGAGAAUUUGACGAAGUAUUUCCCAGACGAAAUACUGCCGAAGCAUAUCCAUGAUCGUAAGGGAUUGGUUGCCACGGCAAAUGAAGGUUACAAUGAGAAUGGAAGUGCAUUUUACUUCACCUUGAGCAGUAAGGUGAGUAGUCUUGAUCGGAAGCACACGAUUUUCGGUGAAGUUGUCGAAGGUUUAGACAUUUUGGAAAAGCUGAACAAAGUUCCCACCGAUGAUCAGGGCCGACCUCUACAAACCAUACGGAUACGACACACGCUGGUGCUCGAAGAUCCCUACCCAGACUCGGCUGUACCCGGGUUCCCGGCUAAAAUCCCCGAUAGUCCCAAUCCCAUAGAUGACACAAUAUACGAACGUAUUGAAACAGCAGAAGACGAACUGAGAUUGCUCGACAAAAUCAGAUCCAACGAAGCCAGGUCGCAGGCCGUCGCGUUGGAGAUUUUAGGGGACAUCGAUGACGCUGAUGAAAAACCACCCGAAAAUAUAAUAUUCGUCUGCAAACUCAAUCCCUUUACAGAAGAUGACGAUCUCAAAACCAUUUUCGAACAAUUUGGACCCGUACGCAGUUGUAAUAUCAUCAAGGAUUGGAAGACUGGUGACUCCCUCCAGUACGGCUUUGUAGAAUUUGCUGACGUUGAACACUGCAAAGAAGCCUUCUUCAAAAUGCAAGACGCACUCAUCGAUGAUCGCCGAAUCCAUGUCAGCUUCUGCCAGUCGGUCCAAUGGAGGAAACAUAGGUCAACCGUCACCGAUAGGCCUCCCGUCACCGAUAGGCCCGUCACUGAUAGGCCUCCCGUCACCGAUAGGCCCGUCACCGAUAGGCCUCCCGUUACUGAUAGGCCUCCCGUCACUGAUAGGCCCGUCACUGGUAGCCCCGUCACCCACCAUGCGGAAGAUCACGGUCGUGACCACGGCAACGACCGCAAAGAUCGUAACGACCGAGAAUGCUUUAAGAAGGACCUCAAGGAACACGCCAGGAACGCCGCCGGGUACCGGAAGGAAGAUAGGUACAAUGAUGAGGGUUAUCGCGACAAUCAUCACCGCGAUGAUGAGUACCAUCGGGACUACGAUCAUCGGGAUAUUUAUCGCUCGGAUUAUCGUCGCAGGAAUGGUGAUUAUCGCGGGCGUGAUGAUCGCCAUAGAGGCCCAUAUGCGUGUGAGCACGACUAUCGGGUAUCGCAUAGCCGAAGUCGUUCCGGCCGUGUGGCUGAUCGGGACGAAGGAAGACCGCGAUAA